AACACAUGACAAUAUAGGUCUCGCCUUGACAUUUCAAACUACUGAUGGGAAAGGAAGUUCCCUUAGAAACAUGCAAACAAACGGGCGAAGGGUAUAAAAAACGGACACACCUUUUUUAUUCUCAAAUACAAAGCGGAGAACGAACUUGAAGCCAAAGUACUGAAUAAGGAUUUUCAUCUACAACUAUCCAACAGAGACAAAAACUACUUAACUACGGACGAAAGCUACCCAACGGAAAGUCUCGUAUAUACUGUACUCUUAUUCGAUUGCUUGAGGAUUUUUACGCUGCGUGGCAGAGAUGGGAGUGUAUAGCUACACGUGCUGCAACUUUGAAUACAUCUGUAGUGUCAUCGGAGCCUUGCACCUUCUAGAACUGUUCUUCGGGUUUGUUGUGUGGGUGCUGCUGGUUGUGUACGCGUACUUUGACCUGUCGCUGGUGUCCGUGCUGGGGGAUGCCCAACACUGGGUGGUGCUGGUGGCCGUGACGUGCUGGCUCGUCACCUUCAUCUUCAUCAUCACCCACGCUACCGGUCUGUGCAAGAAGUGCGGAUAUAACUGGAAUCUGGUGGAUUUCAUCUACUCCCUGAUCGCCUUCAUCCUGUACUUUGUGGCGGCCAUUGUGCAGACGUGGUCUGUAGCCGACCAGUACGCACCCAUCUCCGGGUACGCUGACUUCUGGAGCGACUGGUACAUCACCUACUCCAUCGCCUGCGCCUUCUCCUGGUUGGUGGCGCUGCUGUACAUCAUCAACGCGUUUGUGAGCUACAUCUACUUCCGCAGCCGCACGGUGGUGUGCUCCAUCCACAACCAGGCCCCGCGGAGGAACGACACGCCCAUCAAGGCACUCAGUCACAAGAGAAACAACGAGCCUGAACAAGCACGCAAGGACAACUACUACAACCCCAACCCCCAGGAACCUAACAACUCCGGCUACUACUACGGUAAACCCAACGAGACCCCCCGCAACUACGACACCCCGCGCACCCAGGACCAGCAGCGCCCCCCCAGCCAGGACCCGCGCCCCCCCAGCCAGGGGUACUACAACAACCAGCCCAGCUACGACCCCCCCAAACCGCUGGAGAAACUCAAGAGGGAGAACUCCCGUGACAGCCUGGAAACUGUCAUGUUCUCAGACCCUUAGAUUAAUGUUUGCUGCACUCCAAAACUUGCUAUGUUCCAAAAGAUACUAUAUGGUGUACAUGUAAAGUAGAAUGGCAUGUUCAGGAUCCAAAUACGGUGCAUUCCAAAUGUUCUCAACUCCAAAAUGUGCUCCAUCUCAAACAUGCUCCAUCCAAAAUGUACUACAUCCCAAAAUGUGCUCUAUACCAAAAUACGACUCCAUCCCAAAGCAUUUUGCAAUCCCCAAACAUACCUGAAACACAUUUUGGAAGAUCCAAAAAUGUAACUGGUGUUCAUUUUGAAUUAACCAAAAGGUACCCAACAACUUCGAAUAAUAAGAACAUUGUGGAACGUCCCAAAUGUAACACCAAAAUAAACCUGAUACACAUUUUGUAGAAUCCCCAAAGUUAACGUAACUGAUUGAGCAGCACAUUUUUGUGCAUGGCACCAUACGGAAUGCAUGUUCUGGACUACAACAUUAGUCACCACAGCCAAAUCAUUUCACAUGAUGUAAUAGCAUUGUAAAACACCCACAGUAUGUGAUGGUUUGCAAGUAGGCAGCUAUGUUUUUAGUCAUCUCUACAUCCCUUAUUAUAGCCAAAAUAUAUAUUCAAAUGUGACUAGUCUCAAGCUAUGUGUUACGUAGAUGUAGGUUAGACAUCCAGGUAAUAAGAUAUGCCAAAA
Molecule: messenger RNA, 1803 nt
Organism: Branchiostoma floridae (Florida lancelet)
Lineage: Eukaryota; Metazoa; Chordata; Leptocardii; Amphioxiformes; Branchiostomatidae
Exons: 6
Coding region: 299-1141 (280 amino acids)
Cellular component (GO): membrane
Source: RefSeq, a predicted model, not a curated record